AUGGAUUUUAAGAGGGACUAGAAGUGAACUAUGGAAUUAGGAACACGUAUUUUUGAGAAGUGGUGAGGAAAUUAACUUUCAACUUGUUUGUUAAGUAGCUAGCUUGUUAGCCACCAAAUGCGCUAGUUCCUUAGCCCAGUGCUAGCCAGUGGGGAACGCCUAGUAUCAUAAGUAAUCAUAAGCCAGAUAUUAAGUGGCAAUAGAUUGUCGUACCACUUAAACUCGGGUUGUUUUCCUUAAAGCAGUUAUGAGUUGUCUGAACUUCCCCGUUGCUGUUAAUCUGUGGAGGACUGAAAUUGAAGUCAAAGUGCUGCAGCCCCAGUGGUCGUAGGCAGGAUGCAGACCAUAAAGUGUGUGGUGGUGGGUGACGGGGCAGUGGGUAAAACCUGCCUACUUAUUUCUUACACCACGAAUGCCUUCCCUGAAGAGUACAUUCCCACAGUAUUUGACAACUACAGUGCCCAGAUGAGCGUGGAUGGACGCACCGUCAGCCUCAACUUGUGGGACACAGCAGGCCAGGAGGAGUAUGACCGCCUGCGUACCCUGUCCUAUCCCCAGACAAAUGUAUUCAUCAUCUGCUUCUCCAUUGGUAGCCCCUCCUCCCACGCCAAUGUUAGGCACAAGUGGCACCCAGAGGUGUCUCACCAUUGCCCCAAUGUGCCCAUCCUGCUGGUGGGCACAAAGAGAGACCUGAGGAGUGACGCAGAAACGGUGAAGAAGCUGAAGGAGCAAGGCCUGGCUCCUACCACUCAGCAGCAGGGCAAUGCUCUGGCAAAGCAGAUUGGAGCCGUUAAAUACAUGGAAUGCUCUGCUCUGCUGCAGGAAGGGGUCAGGGAGGUGUUUGCUGAAGCUGUAAGAGCAGUGUUAUAUCCAGUCACGAAAAAGAACACCAAGAAGUGUGUGCUGUUGUAAUUGAUGCCUCCCCGAUUUGGACUGUAGAGGAGGAUGAUGGAGAUCCACAGAUGAAAAGGCAGGUGGGGGAACGAAGGUCAUCAUCUGGCUGCCUCCAUGCCAUCUCCAGCGGUUUGUUUCCUCUUUCAGCUCCUCUGUUACUCCUCUCCUCCUUAUUCAUCUUCUGGAGGAACUCCAUUGCCAUCAUCACCAAAGUGACUAUGCCAAAAUGGGGGCAACAGACCGGAUCUCCUUUAUUUUUCUUACAUUUUAACUUUUGAUAUUUACAUCUUUUUUCCAAUUUUACAUCCGUUCUAGAUUUAUAGCUUCUCUGCUUUGCCUUAUAAAUGCUGAUCAUGGUUGUCACAAGCCAUAAUAACAUCUAAACCAACCAAGCAAGCUACCCUGUUUGACUGGAGAGAAGAGAUCUGCCUUUAUUUGGGUGGAGAAAUAAUGACUACCUCAUACUCUCACCCUGGUUGCAUCUCAAGAGUCUUAAGCAACUUUACCAUCAAGAUGCUUUGACUUGCCUGUGUAGAUGUAAUAAACAGCGAAGUAGAGGGUGAACAAGUUUUAAUUUCAAGCAGCUUGGGUCCAGACAAGGUGUGAUGACUCCUGGGCAAAUGCCAUUUCCCCCUUACCCAGUAUGCACAGAUUAGAGGUUAAACUCUAGAGCUACAGUUCCCCUUGUGCUCAGUCUGGCAUGUUAGAGCUGGCUGGCAGGCUGCCCUUCCAGCCUGUCGCACCUCUCCCACAAUGCCACGCAUGGAAGAGCCAGUAGGUCUUUGAAGAUAAGCCGGACCCAUUAAAAGCAGCCGACCAUGUGCCCUUUUCAGUAAUAGUGGAGCAGGUGUCAUUAGGCCUGUGCCAAAUUAACCCACACUGGUACUGGAUUUAUGACGCUGAGAUAGUCACAAAGUCAGGUUGUAGUACAGCUCUCCUCUGUCUAUGUCUUACUCUUGAGGCUCAAACUGACUGCCAUUAAAAACAUGCCGAAGAAUUACUUUUUGAACGGGUUGGGGUCAUAGAGACUGUAUUUUGUUUAAUUAUGUUGAAUUUACUCUGUAAAUGAUUUUUUUUUUUCCUCAAAUGUUUUUAACCUACAAGUGUGGUUAAGGCCAAAGUUGAAUAUAUUUUUUGUAAUAGCCUAUGUUUAUUUGAUCAGUAAGAUGUUUGUGUGUUGUAGUUAAUACUCAGAUUUCAUAAACCAGAACUCAAUAACGCGCCCUAUUGUAAUUAUAUUAUUGCCUUACAUUUAAGGUCAACAGACUAUGACCACUGCAUAAUUGAAUCAGUAUCACAUAUAAUACAGUAUGUUUUAACUGGCUUGUGCUAGCGUAUAUACUACUUUCCUAUAUUGUCUCGGUUUGUUGAACAUAAUUUCAUCAUGCAAGAAGCACAGUGUCAGAGCUGCCUUGUUAAUGUUUCUACCAUGUAGCAGCAGUUUUAUCUACAAUAUGGAGAGAACAUUUACUUGGUCUGGUGCCUUAUUUAAACCAAAGACCAGAGCAGUUCUCCUUUGUCAAACCCAAAGGUUCUCAUAGUAAUGCAAGUGCCACGAGACCUUAAAAAUACCGGUCCAACCAGCUAAGGUCUCAGUUUUGUAAUUAUUCAGAAACUUUGUGCCUUAGUUCUUGCCAGUAAACACUCUUGCAGCCUACUUUGUGAGACACAGGUGCUAAACUGACAUCUGGCACAGCAAGUCUGUGUGCAUUUGUGAAACGGAGCGCUCAUGGCCCACAGCUCUUAACAGAUUGUGGUUGACAUCCCUCCUUUGCAUGGUGCAGCGUGGCUAAGGCAUGCGCACAUACAGUGAGCGAACUCUGUGUAGGUGGAACGUGCCUUGUCACAUCCGAGUGUUUUAUAUGCAUUUCAUAAUUGUCUUCUUUUUUUUUUUUUUUUUUAGCAAUGGCUGGUUGCUCAUUUGAGUCUACAGCUGCCAGUAAUUACAGCAAACCUUUUACUAUAGUUAUUUUCAUUUAUUACUUGAGCGGGCUAUAUUGUAAACCUAGAUUGUGGCCUGUGUAAAGUCGAGAGCAACUGAUGUGCAACAUGAGCGAAGGUUUUGUGUAACAGUGAUGUGGUUUGAGAUCUGCCAAAAACGUGUGAACAUUUCUGAAGAUCGGUGUGUGGAGGGUUGAAUGUAAGUACACAAUAUGUCAAACUGUCAACUGUGGUGAGCUUGUAUUUUUUUUGCCAUGUCCUGAUUUCACUCAGAUAAUGCUGUUGAAGUGGAACAUACACCUGUGGGCUGUCUUUGUCUGUGUCCCGGAGCUGUAUGCUACCGUGUGCGUGGUACUACGCUUUUACACUGGGAACUUGAUUUGUAGAAAUCUGUUUGUAAUUGUUUUAUAUAUAACAAAAACAUAUUUGUAUAAAUGAACUAACAGUGAGAUGAUUUUAAAUUAUGCCAAAUAAAAUGGUGGUUAAACCAAG
Sphaeramia orbicularis (orbiculate cardinalfish) is the source of this 3327-nucleotide messenger RNA. RefSeq names its product ras homolog gene family, member Gd (gene rhogd). Lineage: Eukaryota; Metazoa; Chordata; Actinopteri; Kurtiformes; Apogonidae. The coding region runs from base 337 to 912 and encodes 191 amino acids. The transcript is spliced from 2 exons. Gene Ontology annotation, molecular function: GTPase activity; GTP binding. Gene Ontology annotation, biological process: small GTPase-mediated signal transduction. The record is from RefSeq and is a predicted model, not a curated record.